ACCCGUUUUGGCAAUGUGGCGACAAUUGGACUAUAAAAUGCCAAAGAAUUUUACCCAACAGCAUCAGUUACUGACAACCCAACCAACCCAAACAACCAAAUCAACAUGAAGUUCCUCAUCUGCUUGGCUCUCUGCAUCGCCGCCGCCCAGGCCGGCUACAUCGCCUCUCCAGUGGCCACUUACGCCGCUGCUCCGGCCUAUGCCGCCACCUAUGCCGCAGCUGCUCCCGUGGCUUACAGUGCCCCCGUAACGACCUAUGCUGCUGCCGCUCCUGCCUACUCGACUUACGCCGCUGCUGCUCCUGCCUACUCCACCUAUGCUGCCGCCGCUCCCGCAUACACAGCCUCAGUGUACAGCGCUCCGGCUUAUACCGCUCCUGUGGCCACCUAUGCCGCCGGUGCCGCCUACGCCGCUCCGAUCACCACCUACUCGGCUCCUGCUAUCGUCAGCCCCUUCCUCAAGAAGAAGUAAGCAGGACCCAUCAUUGAGCCAUCCAAACGAUUCGAUAAAAUAAAUUAAACGCCAAUCUAAA
Messenger RNA from Drosophila eugracilis, 532 nucleotides. Its product is annotated as cuticle protein 16.5. The transcript has 2 exons. The record is from RefSeq and is a predicted model, not a curated record. Bases 106 to 471 code for a protein of 121 amino acids. NCBI's taxonomy places the organism in Eukaryota, Metazoa, Arthropoda, Insecta, Diptera, Drosophilidae.